AUGUCCUCUACGGAACGUUCGGCGGCAUGCUGGGCAAAUACAUCGAACAGAGCCAGCCGGACCAGCUGCCCCUGCGAUACGCAGGCCCGUUGGACUGUUUCCGCCGGUUUCUCAGUCCCACGGCGCCCUGGGCCUGUAGGCAUCAGCGUGCCGCUGGUUGGCGCCGCCGUCGAAACCAGCAGCCUGUUUGCCUUUGAAAGCGCAGGCCGCGAGAUGCUGUACGCGUCUGGACUGGCGUCUCGAGACGACAGACUGCCCGCGCUCCUGGCCACCGGCGCCUUCGCGGGCGCCCUCGCCUCCUUUGUCCUUAACCCCUGUCGAGCUGGUCAAGUGCCGGAUUCAAGCGCCCACCUCGGCAGAUCGAGUCCACACGGCCCCCUAUGCGUCAUCCGGGACGUCUUUCGCAACAAGGGCCUGCUCGGCUUCUGGCACGACCAAAUGGGCACUCUGAUCAGAGAGACGGGCGGCGGCGCGGCUUGGUUCGGCGCCAAAGAGGCCGUGACUGCCAUGUUGUACUCCCGGGCACAGUAUGCUGCCUCGCCGUCGCAGAGGGGGGAUAAUAUUCUGCGCAGGCCGCUGCCGCUGUGGCAGCAGGCUGUUGCUGGCGCCUCGGCCGGCGUCUCCUACAACCUCUUGUUCUUCCCCGCCGACCAGACACCAUCAAGUUCCGGGUGCAGACGCGGGCAGUAG
Molecule: messenger RNA, 690 nt
Organism: Metarhizium acridum CQMa 102
Lineage: Eukaryota; Fungi; Ascomycota; Sordariomycetes; Hypocreales; Clavicipitaceae
Product: mitochondrial ornithine carrier protein
Biological process (GO): mitochondrial L-ornithine transmembrane transport
Cellular component (GO): mitochondrion
Molecular function (GO): L-ornithine transmembrane transporter activity
Source: RefSeq, a predicted model, not a curated record